UGGCGCAAAAGCGAAGCGUGUUCACGUGACUUUUAGGUCCUCCUGAGUUGCCGUACGCCGCGGCGUCAUUCUACAGCGACAACCAACAAUGGGUCAAAGCCAGAGUGGAGGCCACGGUCCAGGAGGAGGCAAGAAGGAUGACAAGGACAAGAAAAAGAAGUAUGAGCCUCCGAUCCCUACCAGAGUUGGCAAGAAAAAGAAGAAGACCAAGGGACCAGAUGCUGCCAGCAAGCUCCCCUUAGUCACCCCUCACACUCAGUGCCGCCUGAAGCUGCUGAAGCAGGAGCGGAUCAAGGAUUAUCUGCUGAUGGAGGAGGAGUUUAUCAGGAACCAGGAGCAGAUGAAGCCUCUGGAGGAAAAACAGGAGGAGGAGAGGUCAAAGGUGGACGAUCUGCGUGGAACGCCCAUGUCAGUGGGCACUCUGGAGGAGAUCAUAGAUGACAACCAUGCCAUUGUUUCCACCUCAGUGGGCUCAGAGCAUUAUGUCAGCAUCCUGUCCUUCGUGGACAAGGACCUUCUGGAGCCAGGCUGCUCUGUCCUGCUCAACCACAAGGUGCAUGCUGUGAUUGGGGUGCUGAUGGACGACACCGACCCCCUGGUGACAGUGAUGAAGGUGGAGAAAGCCCCACAGGAAACCUAUGCUGACAUCGGUGGACUGGACAGCCAAAUCCAGGAGAUCAAAGAGUCUGUGGAGUUGCCCCUCACACAUCCAGAGUAUUAUGAAGAGAUGGGCAUAAAGCCCCCCAAAGGAGUCAUCUUAUAUGGACCACCUGGCACAGGUAAGACCCUGCUAGCCAAGGCGGUAGCCAAUCAGACAUCGGCCACCUUCCUGCGUGUGGUGGGCUCGGAGCUUAUCCAGAAAUACCUUGGGGACGGGCCCAAGCUGGUCCGAGAGCUGUUCAGGGUGGCAGAGGAACAUGCCCCCUCUAUUGUCUUCAUCGACGAGAUUGAUGCCAUCGGGACCAAGAGGUAUGACUCGAACUCUGGUGGUGAGAGGGAGAUCCAGAGGACCAUGCUGGAACUGCUCAACCAGCUGGACGGCUUCGACUCGCGGGGAGACGUCAAGGUUAUUAUGGCCACCAACCGGAUAGAAACCCUGGAUCCAGCCCUCAUCAGACCUGGGAGAAUCGACCGUAAGAUAGAGUUCCCCCUGCCAGAUGAGAAGACCAAGAGGAGGAUCUUCCAGAUCCACACCAGCCGCAUGACAGUAGCGGAUGAUGUCACCCUGGAUGACCUGAUUCUGGCUAAGGAUGACCUAUCAGGAGCGGACAUUAAGGCCAUCUGCACAGAGGCAGGCCUCAUGGCUUUGCGGGAGCGCCGUAUGAAGGUCACCAACGAGGACUUCAAAAAGUCCAAGGAGAACGUCUUGUACAAGAAGCAGGAGGGCACACCAGAGGGGCUCUACCUCUAACAUUUAAACUUUUGCUUUUUUCUCCCCCCACCCUCUGAUCUGCCAUCGCUGUGUGAAAGAGAGGAGGCAGCACUUGUGUUGUCUGUCUUCCCAGAGAGAGUUUUGAUAUAUUUUGUGCAUGUUAUGUCUGGCUUACCCUGCUCUCUUGUUACCGUUAUGUGAUAUGACAAUAAAUAAAACAACAAUAAAGAGUUUUUUUUUCGACUGUAAA
Messenger RNA from Myripristis murdjan (pinecone soldierfish), 1622 nucleotides. RefSeq names its product 26S proteasome regulatory subunit 4. Lineage: Eukaryota; Metazoa; Chordata; Actinopteri; Holocentriformes; Holocentridae. Bases 89 to 1411 code for a protein of 440 amino acids. Gene Ontology annotation, molecular function: ATP binding; ATP hydrolysis activity. The record is from RefSeq and is a predicted model, not a curated record. The transcript is spliced from 11 exons.